Aspergillus niger is the source of this 279-nucleotide messenger RNA. Its product is annotated as 60S ribosomal protein eL43. The transcript is spliced from 4 exons. Gene Ontology annotation, molecular function: structural constituent of ribosome. The coding region runs from base 1 to 279 and encodes 92 amino acids. Gene Ontology annotation, biological process: translation. Lineage: Eukaryota; Fungi; Ascomycota; Eurotiomycetes; Eurotiales; Aspergillaceae. The record is from RefSeq and is a predicted model, not a curated record. Gene Ontology annotation, cellular component: ribosome.
AUGACGAAGCGCACCAAGAAGGUCGGUAUCACGGGUAAAUAUGGUACCAGAUACGGUGCCUCCCUGCGUAAGCAGGUGAAGAAGAUGGAAGUGUCCCAGCACGCCCGUUACAUCUGCACCUUCUGCGGAAAGAACACCGUCAAGCGCAAGGCUGUUGGUAUCUGGGAGUGCAAGGGCUGCAACAAGACUGUUGCCGGUGGUGCCUACACUGUCUCUACCCCCGCCGCUGCCGCCACUCGCUCCACUAUCCGUCGUCUCAGAGAAAUCGCGGAGGUUUAG